Sebastes umbrosus (honeycomb rockfish) is the source of this 1933-nucleotide messenger RNA. RefSeq names its product opioid receptor, mu 1 (gene oprm1). The record is from RefSeq and is a predicted model, not a curated record. Gene Ontology annotation, cellular component: membrane; neuron projection. The coding region runs from base 654 to 1802 and encodes 382 amino acids. Gene Ontology annotation, molecular function: G-protein beta-subunit binding; beta-endorphin receptor activity; neuropeptide binding. The transcript has 6 exons. NCBI's taxonomy places the organism in Eukaryota, Metazoa, Chordata, Actinopteri, Perciformes, Sebastidae. Gene Ontology annotation, biological process: sensory perception of pain; neuropeptide signaling pathway; G protein-coupled opioid receptor signaling pathway.
AGGAAGGAUGAAGGAAUGGUAAAGAAGAGAAAAGGGAUGAACAUUGAUGAGAGAAAGGUGGUUGGAAGGAGAGGAAAGAAGGGAGUGAGGAAGGAAAGAGGCAAGAAAGGUAAAAAGGAUGGAAGGUAGGGAGCAAGCAUGGGAAGAGAAAGGGAAGGAAAUGAGGAGGAAUGGAAAAGAUGGGGAAAGAAGAAAAGAGGCAAGAAAGGGAGAAUGAGAAAAAAAUGAAGGAAUAAACUAAAUGUGAGCAAAAAGGAAAGGAACGGAAUAGGACAGAAGGGAGGAAAGAAGGGAGGAAGGAACCGAGGGUAGGAAAGGAUGAAAGGGAGCGAACUAACUCAUCUUCACGUCGUUGCUUCUUCUUGUUCCUCGUGCAGGGCUCGCUGUGCCGCGCGAGGGUCGUUUAGUAAAAACCGAGUCUCGCGCAGGCAAGGUAUUCACCCUCAUCGCACGCGGACCACAUUCUUCUCCAGCAGCACGGUGAGAUUUUAACGAGACGAAACGCAGCAAACAACAGACAGACACAAGCACCCAGCAGGGCAUCACCAUCACACAGGCACCGAGUCCACCCAAAACAGGCACCCAAAGGAGAGGAGUGAAGACGCGCACAGAGAGCCUCUAUACCUGCACACACACACACCGAACCGAGCACCAUGGAGAGCGCAGGUAACAACUUCUCGGACGCGAAUUACAAGCUUUACAACAACAGCAGCAGCAGCAGCAGCUUCUGUGGGAACUUCACCGACGGUAACGUGAGCAACCCGGUGUCUCGGUGCGACGUGGAUCCGCCUGGACGCCUGGAGGACGACACCAACCCGGUUAUCAUCGCCAUCGUUAUCACCGCUCUCUACUCCAUAGUGUGCGUGGUGGGGCUGGUUGGGAACGUGCUGGUCAUGUACAUCAUCGUCAGAUACACUAAAAUGAAGACCGCCACCAACAUCUACAUCUUCAACCUCGCUCUGGCAGAUGCCUUGGUCACCAGCACGCUACCGUUCCAGAGCGUCAACUACCUGAUGGGGACCUGGCCGUUCGGAGACAUACUGUGCAAGAUGGUGAUGUCCAUCGACUACUACAACAUGUUCACCUCUAUCUUCACGCUCACCACCAUGAGCAUUGACCGCUACGUCGCCGUGUGCCACCCAGUCAAAGCGCUGGACUUCAGGACGCCGCGCAACGCCAAGAUUGUCAACGUCUGCAACUGGAUUCUCUCCUCAGCCAUCGGGCUGCCUGUCAUGUUCAUGGCCUCCACCGCUAUCACUCCCUCCAGCAUUGACUGCAAGCUGAUAUUCCCCAUCCCCUCCUGGUACUGGGACACCCUGCUGAAGAUCUGCGUGUUCAUCUUUGCCUUCAUCAUGCCCGUCCUCAUCAUCACCGUCUGCUAUGGCCUCAUGAUCCUCCGGCUGAAGAGCGUGCGCAUGCUGUCCGGCUCCCAGGAGAAGGACAGGAACCUGCGUCGGAUCACCCGCAUGGUCCUGGUGGUGGUUGCCGUCUUCAUUGUAUGCUGGACACCUAUCCACAUCUUUGUCAUCAUCACAGCUCUGAUCAAUAUCCCCAACUCAACGCUGCAGACUAUCACCUGGCACUUCUGCAUUGCCCUGGGCUACACCAACAGUAGUCUAAAUCCGGUUCUUUAUGGCUACUUGGAUGAGAACUUCAAGCGUUGUUUCCGUGAGUUCUGCACCCCGAGUCCUUCGUUGGUGGAGAUGAAGAAUUCAUCCCGGACCGGAGUCAAUAGCCGCAAGCUCCCAGAGCGCGAACACAACACCGCCAACACUGGAGAAAGGUCCAAUCAACAGGUAUGACUAGCCUUGGAGGGGUCGUCGGUGGACUCUCGCUGCUGCGGCGGCGUUGCCAACGACGAUCUCAACUCGGAGGUCACGCAGGUCACCACAGGGCUCUGACCACACAAACACAAAUGACACGUAUUUAUAUA